AAUUCCUGACUUACGCAUACUAUUUUCUGAGAUUCUGAGAUUCAUAUUCCUUUUUGUUUUUUCGUUCAAUCCGUGACAAUGACCAUCCAUCCACUAUCACUCCAAGCAGUUAAUGUUGGAGGAUCAUGGUUCGUGUCGUACGAUUGUAUACUUUACCCGCUUAUAAUGAUGAGAGGACUACAAAUUCCAUUGAAAUGGUGUUCAUGGAUGAACAUGGAACUAUGGUACAUGCCACUGUCCGGAGAAGUUUGGUUGGAACUUUUGAGAAGCGAAUAAAGGAAGGGUCUGUGUAUGUCUUUGCCUAUUUUGGCAUCGGCAUUAGUAGUGGGAAUUAUCGGACCUCUCGACAUGAGUUCAGGCUGAAUUUCCAACCAAGAACCACUGUAACCGCAUGUAGCUACACUAUGGGGGUCCUAAUUGCUGUGGGCAAGCAAAAAGAAAUUGUUAAAGAGUCCAAAAGGACAAAGAUGAUUGUGAUUCAGUUAGAAGCGGAUGGGGUGACGUUAGAUAUAACACUGUUUGGGGAGUACGUUGACAAGAUCAAAAGCUUCUUUGGGAGACAACCAUUGGAAAAUGUGAUCAUUGUGAUUCAGUAUGGAAAGGUGAAAACGUAUCAAGGAAAUAUAAAUUUGCAGAAUGUCAUGUACGGAACGCAUCUCCUGUUAAAUCCUGAAAUAGAAGAGGUUGUUGCAUUCAGACAAAGGAUUGUUGGUGUGCCAACGAACCGUCGACCUCUUGAGUUGCCCUGUGAUGACGUGACAGUUGUGCAUCAAAAUGAAUUUUUGGAUGCCACACGAAUGACGACAAUCUCUUUGCCGAAGGAUGGUAGUGAGGACGGUGAAUAUGCAGUAUACGAUACGAUCAAGGAUGUUGAUUCUGAUUGGUUUAUAACAGUGUGUAGGUGUGGGUCCGAAGUGGUCCCACGCGGUGGAUCCUACUAUUGUAAUGAGUGUAAGAGACGAGUGAUGAAUCUGAUCCCAAGGUAUCGAAUCAAGACAAGAGUUGUUGACACCACGGACAGUGCUACUUUCGUAGUACUUGAAAGCGUUGCAUGCUUGCUGCUCCAUAAAUCAUGUUCGGAGAUGUUGAAAUAUUCUGAGAAUCUGCCGAGUGGAGACAUAAAACCCGAUGUCUUUAAUAGACUCUUGAAAGAUAAGUCGUAUCUUUUUGAAGUUGAUGUUAGGCUUUCUCAGUUCAAUGACUUUGAUCCUACCUAUAAUGUCAUUGACAUUUGUUUUGAUGAAAGAACAAUCUCGCGAUUCAAGAAAAGGCAUGCAGCAUUUUUCUCCGUCCAGAAUUUGAUUGAAGAUGUUGUGCAAUCAAAGGAUAAUCAAUUUGAACGACUAGGAGAUGAUAUCACCGACUCUAAUAUUGGCAAAAGAAUCGAAGAGGUUGAAUCUGACUAUGCAGACGGUCAUGAACCGAGCAAGAAGAUGAAGACCAUUAAGAUUGAGAAAAUUUAAGACUAGAAAAAUCAAUUAAUUUCUUGGGUCGAUGACUAAUUUGCAAAGGGAAAGUCUUCAAUUGUUCAAGAUUGAGAGAAUCCCUAAUUCGGCUCGGAGUGUUAGACGAUUCAAGAAUAAGACGGCUCGGAGUAUUACUUUGUAAAUGAGGCAUCUGCAACUUUGUUCCUCAUCGCCUCCCCAGAGAUUCAUUUUCUUCCCCGGACAACAUCCGGGUAGAGACCAGACUACGGACUCGCCGGACUAUGGUCGUUCGCCCCAAGGGACCUCCUCCUUCAUGCUCCGUCACUGAGAAGAUCGUGGGAUUUGUCUUCAGUCUUCUCCAAUCUCCCGUUCAGGUUCUUUCACCUUGGGGUACAAGUAUAAUUGUUCUUCCUCAUCAUUCAUUAAUUUUAAUUUUAGCAUCACUCUAUUCUUUUCUAGCCGAAGGUAUUACUUUUCAACCCUUUUGGUGAGGUGUCUAAUUAAAGAUCUAGAGGCCAUGAAAACUGUAAUCCGAGACGGAUAGUAGGCCAUGUGACUAUGGGGGUUGGCUUGGGCAUUUGGUGUUAGCUUUGGGUUUUAAAUACUGUUUGGAGAAAAAGGAUUUUGACAUUGUAUUUGGGGGAGGGAAUGCUCAGAUUUAGUGAGUAGUGGCUAACAAGCUACAUUUUAUGGUAUCUAAGUAGUUAUGGAACCAAUGGAAGUGUUUCACAUUGGUUGCAGUCCUGGGUUCAUUUUCCCAUGCUAAAUUCACAAUUGAUGGGCAUGGGGCUGUUGUUUUAAGGCUAUAGAUGGCACUGGUAUUUAGUUAUUUUGACAUUAGUGUUACUCUUAGGGUCAUACAUAUUUAGAUUUCAUCGAAAGUGUGGUCUAAUUGCAGGUUUUUGUUGAUAUUCAUGUAGCCCUCAAAGAUCUAAUGGAGAUUGGUUGUCAGCUAAGGUUUUUUAAAAUUUUUUUAUUACAUAAUUAUUUGAAGUUUUUACCUCUUGAUGGUUUAUGCGUCAAUGAAUGUUGAAUUGUGCAGGAAUAACCCACCUAAACAAGUAAUUACCAUCAACCCAACAUAUAUUCUUGGCAUUAAUAUAUCGUUCUGUCCAUGAAUAUGUGGAACCAUCUUCAGGUUAUUGAUUCCUUUUUAGCUCUUUUGAGGUGUGUAGAAAGUGACAUUUAUUUUCUCAUUGUAUGUGUGUCAUAUACAAUGCAAAGCACACUAAAUAAGUGCCAUAUAUAUGAUCAAUAAUCACCAGAACUUCUGCAUACAAAAAAAAAGUAAUCUUCAGAAUUUCUUAGGGCAAUUUGGCUGUUAUAUUUGAAUUUGGUAUUAGUAAAACCUUAUCCUUUUU
Cuscuta campestris is the source of this 2788-nucleotide messenger RNA. The record is from the annotation of a GenBank genome assembly. Lineage: Eukaryota; Viridiplantae; Streptophyta; Magnoliopsida; Solanales; Convolvulaceae.